This is a messenger RNA of Chelonoidis abingdonii (Abingdon island giant tortoise), 2264 nucleotides long. RefSeq names its product retinol dehydrogenase 7-like. The record is from RefSeq and is a predicted model, not a curated record. Gene Ontology annotation, biological process: steroid metabolic process. Gene Ontology annotation, molecular function: oxidoreductase activity. Lineage: Eukaryota; Metazoa; Chordata; Testudines; Testudinidae. Gene Ontology annotation, cellular component: intracellular membrane-bounded organelle.
UCCUGGACAGCCCCUGGGAGCGAGACUCAGUUUCCCGCUGUCACCCCUUCCCCGGCGAUUUUUUUCCCUUGCCCUCCUUGGUGCCAUUUUCUUCCCAUCACUUUCCUCUUGCCUGACCCGCGUCGGGUUUAGCCAGCGUAUUUUCCAGUAUUGGACCAGGUCUCCAAGCGACCGAUCAGACCGGGCCUUUCUCCAGCUGCCAGGCUCCGAGGGUUCUCUCACUGCACUUUUCUCUCUCCCUUUUGGGUAUGUCUGUCUGGUUCGGCCUUCCAGGAAAUGGGUUUGAACAUUAACAAGCCCUGCAGCUGCACCCCAUCUCAACUAACACCCCCCCCAAAAGGACAGGCGGUAGCAUGUUUACUGCCAUCUAAAAACACCGUCAGACGGGGGUAAAGGGAGAUGGUUGAAAGGAAAACCUGGCGUAUCCCUUUGCAUUUCAAAGGUUGCACUGAUUCAUCCCGUGUUUCCUCCCCAUGUCUUGAAUAAAUAGUUAAGAUUCCUAACGGGGUCUUGGCGGCUGAGAACCCCCGACUAACGUUGACUAUUUAGCACUGUCCCGCUGCAGGAUCACGUUGAGAGCAGGAGCUGUUUAACUCCAUCCACGGUCAAACAAGCCACCCCCCCAGAGUCCGCCUGUGAGCAUGUGGCUGUACCUGGCUGCCCUGCUGGGGCUGUACUUCCUGCGCCGAUGGUACCGGGAGCGGCAGAGCGUUGAGGGCCUCCCGGAGAAAUAUGUCCUGAUCACCGGCUGCGACUCCGGCUUCGGGAACCAGCUGGCCAAGCAGCUGGACGCGCGGGGCCUGCGGGUGCUGGCGGCUUGUCUCACCCAGCAGGGCGCGGAGCAGCUGAGGAAGGCGACGUCGGAGCGGCUGCAGACGGUGAUCCUGGACGUCACCCGCACCGACAGCAUCGCCGCAGCCACCGCCUGGGUGAAGGAACAAGUGGGGAACAAAGGGCUCUGGGGCCUGGUGAAUAACGCAGGGAUCGCAUUCCCCACGGCUCCCAAUGAGUGGCUGACCAAGGACGACUUCGUCAAGGUGCUGGACGUGAACCUGAUUGGCCUGAUCGAGGUGACGCUCAGCUUCCUGCCCCUGGUGAAGCAAGCCAGGGGCCGGGUCGUCAACGUGGCCAGCACGAUGGGCCGCGUGGCCAUGCUUGGAGGGGGCUACUGCCUGGCCAAGUACGGGGUGGAGGCAUUCUCCGACAGCCUCCGGCGGGAGCUCCUUCCUUUUGGGGUCAAGCUCUGCAUUAUAGAGCCGGGCGCCUUCAGGACACAGAUCUUAAAUUCCCAGCUCUUGCAAGACAUGGUGCAGGAGGUGUGGGGCCGGGUCCCCGCCGAGAUCAAAGAGUCGUACGGACAGCGCUACUUCGACACCUAUUACGAGCAAUUCCUACAGCUCGUAGCCACGGCCAGCCCCAACCUCUUCCUGGUCACUGACUGCAUGGAGCACGCGCUGACGGCCCGCUACCCCCGCACCCGCUACUCCGGGGGCUGGGACGCCAAGCUGUAUUAUAUCCCGGUCUCUUACUUGCCAACCUGGUGCCAAGACUUCCUGCUGACUCUACGGGAGCCCAAACCAGCCCAUGGCAUCUAGGGGGAGGCGGCGAAGCCACCCAGGGGGCCUGCGCGGGCGAGAUAUUACGGUUGAGAUGGCAGCUUCUCGCCAUGUAACUUACUAGCUUCUGGGGUGCAGCGCGUUGCUUGGUUUCAAGCCAGCGGGGUGGGACUGAUCAGGUGUCGAGAGCCAGGUAGGGUGAGAUGUUAGUGGGGUGGGGGUAGGGGUUCUGCUGCUUUCGCAGACCAGCUUCUGCUGGGUCCUGCUCAUUUUCUGCUUCACUGGAAUGCAAGGGGCUUCACCGUGCCGAUGGGGCCCCGGGUGUAUGAAUCGAAGGGAGGCACAGGAGAGGUCUGGGCUGCUCGGGCAGUUACGGGAGUGCGGCAGGAUUCAGGGGAGCUGGGUGCCAUUUCUGACUUUGUCACAGACUGACUGCACAAAUCAUUUGCCAUGCCUCAGUUUCCCCAUCUGUAGAAUGCAGGCAGUACAUCUUCCUGGGUUUAAACUGUGAGCUCUUUGGGGCAGGGACUCUCUCUCACUCUGUGUCUGUGCAUCACCUAGCACAACGGGACCCUGAUCAUGGUGAGGGCCUCCAGGUCCUACCAUAAUACAUGAAACAAUCAAUUUAAUUGCAUUGAACUCUAGUAAAAUCACUGGUUUCAGGCUCAGGCAUGGGGAUGGUAGAGGCCUCUCUGGCCUUUUUUGUUU